UAUGAAUUCAUCGAGUUAGGACUGAAACAACAAUGUCAAAAACAAACUCUUCCUUUUGGGUGAAAAAAGAAGGUAAACAACCUGAUUUACUCUGUGGAAAGUCAGCCGAAUACAAUUUUGCUAAGGAACAUUUCACAAUGCUCAUGUGUUCAAUUAUUCUUUUGGGAGAAUCUCUAAUACUUCAAUAUUGUAGCAAACUAAUUUCUUCUUUGUUUUUGUUAGUUCAGGUGCACCAAACUGUCUACCCUCUUCUAAAAACACCAAGUUUUUCACUUUAUUGUUAUUUUUCACCCUUAAUUAUAUUUAUGGCUGCUUUGGAUGUGGACUUCUAUGUACUCAAGAAUGUGUUUCGGCAGGUCGUGUUAACUGGAAUAAUUAGCUUCUCUAUGGCAUUCAUCAUACUUGGAUAUGUGGUUCUGAACUUCAAUGAUGACUCCUGGGAUUUUCAGUCUUGCUUACUGUUUAGCAUGACCCUUGCCAUUACAGAUCCUGUUCAUUCUGUGAAUUUACUGAAAACUAUUGGCCUUCCCAAAAUGUAUAUUGACAUCAUUAGAGGAGAAUCACUGAUCAUCUGUAGCUUCACAUCUAUUUUAUUUGGAGUUUAUCUGAGUAAUUUACUUCACACUUUCCUGUUUAGGGGGUUGCACGUAAUCCUGGUGAUUUUGGGAAGCAUAAUAUGUGGAUAUUGUUGUGCAAGGAUCAUUCAGUUUAUAAUAACUGCCCUGUUCAGCAAUACACUAACUAGUGUCAUCCUCUGCAUUUCAGUGGUGUACAUGACUUUCUACAUUGUGGAAUUUUUAGGAAUGUCAGGUAUGGUUGUGUUAGUCAUCGUUGGACUGAGUAUAGAUUCCUUAAGCUUUAAACGGAGGAUCGAGUUAAUAAUUACUAAGUUCCUAAUAAUGUUUUCAUCUGUAUACCAACAUUUAAUAUAUGCUUUCUUUGGUAUUGUAAUUGGAUGUGGAGAAUCCAAGCAUUUUGGGUUUCACACUGUAGUUUUCAUGUUCAUCUUAUUUGCAGUGGUGAAUUUUGCAAGGUUUCUUACUAUUGUGUUAGCGAGACCUAUUCUGAAGCAUUUGAGUUAUGAAUAUAAUUGGAGGUGGGAAAUUGUUAUGGCAUGGUCUGGAAUUAAAGGAGUUUUUACCUUACUCUUGGCUUCUGAUAUUCAUAAUUUGGCUGUAGAAAAAACAGACUCACCACAAAUGUUUUUAUUGUAUGCACAAGUGAUAUCGUUAAUGACCAUGGGAAUAAAUCCAUACAUGAUGAUUCAUUCAGCCAGGACAUUAGGUCUGUGUGCUAUUUCUCUUCCAAGACAAACAGCCGUGCAAAAUACCAUGAAGCACAUACAGGAGAUAAUAUGGAACACUAUAACUUUAUUUAAGACAGAAAAAGUUUUGACAAAUGUUGAUUGGACCUUAGUAGAAGAAAAAACAAAGAUUGAAUACAUCAUUCCCAAUGAGGAGUCACCAACAGAUGAAAUUUUAAUAGAAGAAGCCAGUUUGCAUGUAGCUAUUAUGCAAAUGAGGAGCUUUGAAAAACAAUGUAGUGAUGGAAUCCUGGAUGUGGAAGCAGCCCGGAUAUUAAUUGGUGCUAUCAAAAGCUACUGUCCCAUCCGAGGAAAAUUCAUGAGUAUUUAUGAUGUUUUAACUUAUGUAAGAACUAGAAGUUGGCUUAUGAAGUUCAAAGACAUGUUAACUUCUUUGGAAUACCAUAAAGAGAAGUCACCUGGACUUCCAUAUGGGAAUAAUAAAUUUCUGAUUUUUGUAUACUACAUUGUAUUUUCAGAAGAAUUUGAAUAUGCAGGAUAUAUUAUAACAUUAAUCUACAUUUAUCCUAUAAUAAUGCAUCUAUGGCCAAUGGCAAGAGAGUUAAAUGUGGCAGCACUAAUAUCAGUAAACUACUAUUUUAUAUUUUUACAUGCAUUAGAAUCAGCAUUGAAGAUAAUAAUUUUGAAAAGGAAAUAUUUUCACCAACACUGGAAUACUUUGGAAUUUUUUUUCGUGAUUAUUGGAAUCAUUGAUAUCCUUUGUAUAUACUUUGUCAGAUUGAGAUUGAUCAACAUGCCUUUUAUUCAAAUUACCGUAAUAAUAGGAUACCUCAGAAUACUUAGGCUUAUUCUUGUCAUUAAGUGGACCAGAAAUGCACUUGGCAUAAUAAGAAUGAAUGAUUUUCUCAACUUCUUGCAGAAAUUAAAUGAAAUUUUGGAAACCAACAAACAAGAUGCUGUCAAAGAACUAGGACUCAUAGAGCAUGAGGGUGGUGAUGUUGUCAUUGCUUUGAAGACGAAGCAGGCAAUCCGGAACGGGAUUGCUAAAGCUCUGAAAAACCUCACCUUCCUUUGGUCAAGAGGUGUUAUUGAUAAACAUGCAGGCAUAGAGAUAAAUAAGGUACUUCUUGCAAAAAUAAAAGAACUGAAUAACUUCCCAAUGGCAGUCCCGCCCCCCACUCCUGACAAAUACCUUGAUAAUAUCAUUUGGCUGGAAAAGGAAGAUGAUCUCAUCAAGUUCUUUAAGCAAAGAGCCCAACUUGCCUAUUUUGAUGAUGGAGAUGUCAUUUGUAAAGAAGGUGAAAUGCCCCAAGGAAUCUACUUAAUUAUUUCAGGAACGGCAAUUUUGCAUAGUUCCAACCGUACCAAUGGAAUAGACAGUGGCCUAAGACCUGAUAGAGAGUACAAAACCCUGUUUACAGAGUACUGCACUAGCGGAGACAUAAUUGGAGAAUUGUGCUGUUUGCUUAGGCGGGAACUUGAAUAUAGCGUCGUCUGUGAAACUACUUUACAGGCCUGUUUUAUCUCUCUGGAGGAUUUAUAUGCAAGUUUUGAUACCUUCUGGCCAUUCCUGGAAAAUAAAAUAUGGCUAAAGGUUGCUAUCAGUAUUGCCUGUCAAUAUUUUCAAUCAAGUCUCAUUGAUGAAGACUUAACGUUUCAGAAGUGUGUGAAGUUUAAUCAGGCACACGUGGAGACUUUGUCAAACGAUAACGAAAUGACUAUUGAUAACAUGACCAUGAAAUUCGUGAUUAUUGUGUAUGGCAGUGUGAUUGAUACUAAGACAGAGGAAUCAUACUGUGCACCUUGCAUUUUACCUAGAACCUGUGAGCAGGUUCAGGGAUCUUCAGAUAAAAGCAAGUUGCUGGUUAUCCUAGCAAAUGAGGCUGGCAAAAACAAAAAUAACUCCGAGUUCAUGGUCAACACUGGUGUUUGGAUGACCAGGAAAGAAUAUAACUGGAAGAGAAAAAAUGAGUUGGAAACUGGAUCCCAUUUUAGAAAAGGAUAUUAAUAGGACUAAUGUGAUAUGUGGAGUCAGGUUAAGGACCAAGCAAAUAUACUGGCUCAAGAGCUGAGGGAUUAUCUGGCAAGAUUACUUAGAAGUUACUGAAACAAUUUAUGGCUGCAUUUAUUUUACAAGCAAUGGAUGGACUGUUGUAAAAGCUCUAAUUGUAAGUAGCUGCAUUAUUUGUGAGAUGUUCAAAAACUCUUCAGGAUAAUUAUAAAAUACCCUAAAACUCAUGGCAUACCAAAUGACAUCCUGCAUCCAGCAAGAGAGCAAGUUAUAAAAGAGCACAAAUUAUCAAAAGCAUUGUUAAUAUGUUACUAUCUAAACCAUGUAUUUUUUCAUUUGUGAUAUAUUUUUCAAUUCAUGCCUCCCUAACAUUUUCCAAAGUAGUUAUUCACCCCACUCGGUUUACUAAAUAUUGAAAAAUGGAACCAUGCUCCAUAAUCUUAGUUUUUGACAGCAAAGUUUAGGAGAAAUGAAUAAUCUUACAUUGCAUAGUACUGUUUGAUAUCACUUUUCAUUUAAAAAAGUCAAGUAAAGUUGAUUUUUA
This is a messenger RNA of Manis javanica (Malayan pangolin), 3819 nucleotides long. NCBI's taxonomy places the organism in Eukaryota, Metazoa, Chordata, Mammalia, Pholidota, Manidae. The record is from RefSeq and is a predicted model, not a curated record.